GACGCGCGUGCGCAGUGGAAGCGAACCUUCUCUCGCCUGUAGUUGGGCUCCUCUUCUCUUUCUUCCCGCCAUUUUGUCUGAGGGGACAACCAGGAAAAGGAGCCCGAAAGAGAAGCGCGACGUCGCCACUGAGAAGGUCUCGGGUUGCUCUCGUCUUCUGAGAGAAAUCUUGCGGCCGCUGUGUGAGGGAUGGCUGAGUCGGCGGCGACGGCGGCUCCAGGUGUGGAAGGCGAAGAGGCCUCCUCGCCUUCCUCCUCCUCCUCCCGACGCCUGGCCGAGCUCCGCGUCAUCGACCUGCGGGCCGAGCUGAAGCGCCGCAGCCUGGACACCGCCGGCAACAAGAGCGUCCUCCUCGAACGCCUCCGCAACGCAAUUGAGGAAGAAGGAGGAAAUCCUGAUGAAAUUCCCGUUGCUUCAGAGAGUACUCCAAAGAGAACCCCCAAAAGAACUGUGAAAGGGCGUAAACCGGAGGAAGAAUGUGGAGAUGACAACGGUUUGGAGGAGAAUUCGAGAGACGAACAGGAGGAUAUUGAAGCAAGUUCAGAAAACUUGCAGGAAAUGGACAUGGGGGACAUGAGUGUUCUCGAGGAAGCUGAAAUAGACAACUCCAGUGCUGUUGACGGUGGAGAUGACUACAGUUCCGAAAACAUUCUUGACUCUGAUAAAGACAAUAUUGAUGUUGAAAUGAAAGAACUUCCAGAGCAGCUAAUGGAGAGCGAGGAGAAUGGUGAUGAGCUCGAUGACCAGCUAGAAACUGCUGCCCCUGAUUUAGCAACUGUGAAGGAUUUGGAAGAGCAGCGUUUGGAGCCAGAAAAUGAGAAAAUGCUCGACAUUUUGGGUGACACUUGUAAAUCUGAGCCCCUUAACGAAGACCCUCCGGAAGCGGAGCAGGAAGCGCAUGAGCCGUUGCCGGUGGGCCAAGAGGAAGAGGAAGAGGCGCUUGGCGGCACCACCGCUCGGCCGGACGAAGAGCGUUUAGAUUCGGAGGGCAAGAAAAAGAAAGAGGAAGAUCAAGAAGAAGAGAAAGAAGAAGAGGAAGAGGAAAGCAAGGCCUUAGUGGUAGCAAAAGGGGAGCUGAGCGGAGAGAGUGUUAAGGAAGCCACAGUGGACUCUGACUCUUUAGCCUUAGCGAGCAGGAGUGAAGGAGGAGGAGAUGAGAGUAGCAGAGGAGCCCAAACUCUGGAAGCCAGUAGUGAGGAAACCGCGGAGGAGGAGAAGGAGACGGAGACAAGGCCCCAAGGGGGGAGCCCCGAGGAGGCCGUGAAGACGGAAGCCCAGGCUCAGGGUCAGGAGGAGGAGCAGGAGGAGCAGGAGGAAGAGUCCUCUGCCACUAAAGAGCCCUCUGCCCAAGAGGGUGGUGAUCUGAACAUGAGUUCUGAGGAGACCAGAGAGUCAACACUGGCUUCAAAAGAGGAAAGAGGCCGCAGUGCUAGUAGUAGCAGCAGCGCAAGUUCUGGCAGGAACUUCUGGGUGAGCGGCCUGGCAUCCACCACCCGAGCAACGGACUUGAAAAACCUCUUUAGCAAAUAUGGAAAAGUGGUUGGUGCCAAAGUGGUGACCAACGCCCGCAGCCCUGGCUUGCGGUGUUAUGGAUUUGUGACGAUGUCCACCUCCGAGGAGGCUUCAAAGUGCAUCGCCCAUUGUCAUAAAACUGAGUUACAUGGGAAAAUCAUUUCCAUUGAAAAGGCCAAAAACGAGCCAGCGACAAAGAAGCUCUUGGACAAAAAGGAUGGUGAUGCUAAGGAGGAUGCAUCCCCUGGUGAGAGAUCUGCCAGUAUAAAAAAGAGCGAGAAAGAUGAUGCUGAUAAAUCAGAGGAAAAGGAGAAAGAGGAUUCAAAAUCUGGAUCGACAGAUCCGUCCAAGACUGGAAAAUCAGGAAACAAAGGGACGGAAAGGACAGUGAUCAUGGAUAAAUCUAAGGGGGAGCCUGUUAUCAGUGUGAAAACAACAAGCAGAUCAAAAGAGAGAAGUGCUAAGAGCCAAGACCGCAAAUCGGAGAGCCGAGAAAAGAGCCGAGAGAGGCAAGGGAGUGUGCCCUUCAACAGAACAAGAGAGAAACGAUCGAGCGAAGAACCGCACCGAAGCUCCCGCGACCGCCGGGACCGGCAGCAGCGUUUGCAGGCUAUCUGGGAGCAGGAGGAGAGGGAGCGGCUGGAGAUUGCCCGGGACAAGCUGGAAUUUGAGCGGGUGCGCCUGGAGCGGGAGCGGAGUGAGCGGGAGCGGCUGGAGCGAGAGCGCAUGCGCAUCGAGCGGGAGCGCAGGCGGGAGCAGGAGCGCAUCCAGCGGGAGCGGGAGGAGCUGCGACGGCAGCAUGAUCAGCUGCGCUAUGAGCAAGAGAGGCGCGUGGCUGUGCGGAGGCCCUACGACAUCGAUGGGAGGAGGGAAGAUGCCUACUGGCCCGAGGCAAAGCGGAUGGCAAUGGAUUACCGCCACCGCUCCGAUUUCAGCCGCCAGUAUCGAUUCCAUGACGUCGAUUACAGAAGAGAAGGAUCGCGAGGAAUGAUGGGAGACCGAGAUAUACCGCAUUACACAGAUGAGCGCCACCGGGAUUCUCGGGAUGGAUGGAGCAGCUAUGGCUCUGAAAGGCGUGUGAGCGAAGGGAGAGAUGGACGCGAUUGGGGGGAUCGAAAAUUUGAGGACCGUUCCUGGCAAAGUGGCAGCGAUGAUGGCGGAUCCCUGGGGCGGGAUCCUGAACGAUGGCGAGGCAGGGGCAGAGGAAGACGGGCUCGUGUCAGUUAUCGUGGCAGGAUGUCUGGGCGUGGAGGCUUCCUGCCGAGUGACCCAUCAGGCCCAUCAUCGCCCAGAGGGGAGACCCGAGGUGAAGGCUUCUCGGGACAAGACCGAGGGGACCGUCCCAGCGACCCUCGCUUCAGCCGCCGUUACUGAAUGUUUUCACUGUUUUAUGAGGUCUUUUGUUGGGGGGGGCUUUCCCCCACCCCACUCCCCUUCUCCUAAACUGUACAAAUGGCAACAGAAAGAAGGAAACCGAGACAAACACACACACACACACACACACACACAACUCCUCGGUGAACCACUGACUGUGACUGUUUUUAUGUUUACUUCCAUCUCACUUGACAUGUGAAGCAGCCAUUUCUGGGUAAUGUGUCCCUGUCCGUGCCGCAUCCAUUCCUUCCUUCCCCUUUUGCCCUUGUUUAAAAUAAAAAGAAUCUGUGUUUCUUUUAGAAAGGCAUUCCAUUUUCUAUAAAAUAAAAACAAGUUUACAGAGA
This is a messenger RNA of Anolis sagrei ordinatus, 3230 nucleotides long. Its product is annotated as scaffold attachment factor B1-like. Lineage: Eukaryota; Metazoa; Chordata; Lepidosauria; Squamata; Anolidae. Gene Ontology annotation, biological process: regulation of mRNA processing; regulation of transcription by RNA polymerase II. Gene Ontology annotation, cellular component: nucleus. The record is from RefSeq and is a predicted model, not a curated record. Gene Ontology annotation, molecular function: sequence-specific DNA binding; RNA binding.